This is a messenger RNA of Cyphellophora attinorum, 1338 nucleotides long. RefSeq lists its product as uncharacterized. NCBI's taxonomy places the organism in Eukaryota, Fungi, Ascomycota, Eurotiomycetes, Chaetothyriales, Cyphellophoraceae. The record is from RefSeq and is a predicted model, not a curated record. The coding region runs from base 1 to 1338 and encodes 445 amino acids. The transcript has a single exon.
AUGCCUUUACAGAAGAAACAACCUCCAUCUCAACACAACCUCUUUGAUGAGCAGGGUCCAACUGUGACCUUACCACCACCAGUUCAGAGACAUCAUUCCUACUCGAGAAGCUCAACAGAUCUGCCGCCCUUGGCCUCUCCUCGAACCGUGUCGCCGACUCGGCUCUCAACCUUCCUCCCGUCACUUCGUUCCCGCAAUACAUCACCCGACAGAGUCUCGCCCGCAGAGGCAGCAGAGUUUGAGGUAGAAGACACUGAGAUCAACCGCAAGGGCACGAACAGCAGUGCAGUGGCCAAAGGGCUUGCUGCAUGGUUCGAAGGGACUUCAGAUCCGGUCAAUAUAGGUCUGGUCCCCACACCCAAUAAGGAACGAGAGGAAUUUGUCAAAAGCACAGAACGUCCUGCCGAUAUCGUGUUCAGCAAUAGCUCGGAAAGCAUGGAUUCCCUCACUCAGCGCCCCUUCCGGCCUCAGUCGCAGUCUCGGCCGUCUACCUCCACUCGAUUCAGCUUCUUUCGAAAACAGUCUACAACAAAUCUCUCCUCGCCUGCUGACGGAGACGAGCUAUCGACAUUAGACAUUCGAGAAUCCUUGUUCCCAAACGGGCCAGUAGACGAGUACUCGCCAGCUGCGUUCAAGAAUCUGCAGCUCAACGCAGAGGGCUUGCUUCGACGAUAUCAAGGGGCUCAUGUUGAGCAGCAAAAGCAAAUAAAGGCCUUGACCGUGACCAAAACAGCUCAGCGUGACGACCUCGAAGCAUCGCAGAUCAGAGGCGAGCACCUCAAGUUGCAGCUCGAAGAAAUGGCAGAGAGGUCUGCAGAACAAGAGCGGCUGAUCACUGCUUUACGAAACGAGCUGGCAACGAUAUCUCAGCCCGGCUUCGAGCCAGAGACAAGUGUACGUAAAGUGCCCCACAACCUCGACAUGGCCGCCGCAUACGAAACAGCACGAUCAAGACGCAACCGCACGUCCGAUAUCUCAGCUGCUUCGGAGCAAAGCGAAUUCAGCGUCUUCUCAGCAGAUCAGCGGUCAUUGAGUGGCUACAUGGACUCCCCUUGCACGUCCGUGGCCCCGAGUCCAGUUAUGAAGCAUGCUGCACUGCGCCCGAUUAGAAUAUCCACGCCCACUACUCAGCAUGAGCACGCAGCUGUGUCAGUGAUUCCUGUUCCCGAAUGUCAGAAAUGCCAUGAUGUGAACAGCAACGAGGCAUGGGAGGUAAUUGCGAUGAUGAAGGCCGAGUCUCAAGCGCUGAAGGGGAGAAUCGAAGAGCUUGAAGGUGCCAAUGACAAUGCUCUUGACCUGCUCAACGGUCUUUCUCUAGAUGCUCUAGGUUUGAAAUGA